Echinococcus granulosus is the source of this 114-nucleotide messenger RNA. RefSeq lists its product as hypothetical. Bases 1 to 114 code for a protein of 37 amino acids. Lineage: Eukaryota; Metazoa; Platyhelminthes; Cestoda; Cyclophyllidea; Taeniidae. The transcript is spliced from 2 exons. The record is from RefSeq and is a predicted model, not a curated record.
AUGUCCCCCGCGAAGGGAGCACGAGGUUCUGCAUGCGUCUCUCAACCGUUCGGAAAACGUGAUGACUGCGGAUCAAUCUUGGAGAUGCAGAAGCGCUCCAUCGGCAAAUCAUAG